Messenger RNA from Drosophila rhopaloa, 1872 nucleotides. Its product is annotated as lipase 1. Gene Ontology annotation, biological process: lipid metabolic process. The record is from RefSeq and is a predicted model, not a curated record. NCBI's taxonomy places the organism in Eukaryota, Metazoa, Arthropoda, Insecta, Diptera, Drosophilidae. The transcript has 4 exons. Bases 385 to 1773 code for a protein of 462 amino acids.
GGUUGUUCUCCUCACCUCUUACGUUCCGCCUGAUGGACACUUUCCGGGCUUCCAGUCAAUCGCAAUUGGUGUGACUUUCGACUGUCUCAGUUGCUCCUGAGCUCAGUUCAAUUCUGAGCCGGACCCUUUCUCACUCAAGCAGAACGCUUCACAGUCUUAAGUGUGAACUUUGACCACGUUAUUUGGAAACAUUUUUAUUUGCUUUAAUGUGAGGGAGUUAUGGAGAACAUUACCUGUCACAUACAACCGAAAAUGAGCUGGCCACGCCACGAUUCGAUGAUACGAUAAGGAAAGUAAAAACCUAAAACAACAGUCGGCACUAAUUAUAGCGCUUUAGAGGGCAGUGAGUUGGACUAGGUCCGAUUUAGUCACGGAUCGACCGCCAUGCGAAACGCGAUCUGGGUUCUCGCAGUGCUCGGGGCUUUUUCGCUCGACGGCUCCUGGGUUUCGGGAGGAUUCCUGGAGGAUAACUAUCCCUCCAGCGUGAUUGAGGAUGCCCACCUGACCACAAUACAACUGCUGGAGAAGUACAAGCAUCCGGCGGAGUCGCAUCAGGUGACCACGGAGGACAAGUAUGUGCUGACCCUCCACCGCAUUCCCCGACCGGGAGCCAAGCCAGUGCUCCUGGUUCAUGGCCUGGAGGACACCUCUGCCACCUGGAUUAUGAUGGGUCCACACAGUGGCCCUGGCUACUUUCUCUACGCCAACGGAUACGAUGUGUGGCUGGGCAAUGUGCGGGGGAAUCGCUACUCCAAGGGCCAUGUGAAACUGAAUCCCAACACGGACAAGGCCUAUUGGAGCUUCUCGUGGCACGAGAUCGGGAUGUACGAUCUGCCGGCCAUGAUAGAUGGGGUGCUGGAGAAGACGGGAUACCAGAAACUGAGCUACUUCGGCCACUCCCAGGGAACCACCUCGUUCUUCGUGAUGGCUUCGAGCAGACCCGAGUACAAUGCGAAGAUCCAUGUGAUGAGUGCUCUGGCUCCUGUGGCUUUUAUGAAACAUAUGAAGGCACCCCUGAUGGGCAUGGCCCGCAUGGGAAUCAACAUGUUUCGUGAAAACUCUGAGCUACUUCCACACUCCUUUCUGUUCUUCAACCAGUGCUUUUCCUCCGCUGGCAUGCUGAAGACCUGUAUGCGAUUCUAUUGGCAGAUUGUGGGGAAGAAUCGGGAGGAGCAGAAUAUGACCAUGUUUCCGCUGGUGAUGGGCCAUAUACCUGGUGGCUGCAAUGUCAAACAACCGCUGCAUUAUUUACAACUACAGACCAACGAUCGUUUCUGCCAGUUCGACUACGACCCCAAGGAAAACCAGCGCCUAUAUGGACAGCCAUCUCCGCCGGAUUACCGCCUGGAGAGGAUCACCGCUCCGGUGGCCCUGUACUUCGGCAGCAAUGACUACCUGGCGGCGGUGGAGGAUGUCCAGCGGUUGGCGAAGCUACUGCCAAAUUUGGUGGAGAACCAUCUGUACCGCAAGUGGAACCACAUGGACGUGCUCUGGGCCAACAGUGCCAGGCGUUCGAUUCAGCCAAGGAUGCUGCAAGUGAUGCAGUAUUGGGAAGCCAACGAAGGACACUCGGAAGUCACUACAGGAUCAUCGGUGGAGGAGGAAGUGCCACUGUUGACCACAGAAACCUCGUUGGAUGGAAACCCGGAAGAGCAGGAGCAGGAAGCUGGGAGCAUUGCAGGGAAUGAGGAGCAGCGGGAAAAAGAUCAGGAGGAUCAGAUACAGAAAAAUGAUGAGAAAAUUACAGUUACCGAUCCCACUUCGGAGCUUUAGACUAAGCGUUGUAUUUUAUGCGGAAAAUAACUGGUGUUUAGAACAAUGUAAAAUGAUUGGUUUUAUGGUUCAUUAAAUGUAUCAUAAUUAGACACGGCA